Ailuropoda melanoleuca (giant panda) is the source of this 3722-nucleotide messenger RNA. RefSeq names its product FTO alpha-ketoglutarate dependent dioxygenase (gene FTO). Gene Ontology annotation, molecular function: broad specificity oxidative DNA demethylase activity; mRNA N6-methyladenosine dioxygenase activity; ferrous iron binding. The transcript is spliced from 9 exons. The coding region runs from base 16 to 1569 and encodes 517 amino acids. Gene Ontology annotation, biological process: RNA repair; regulation of multicellular organism growth; DNA alkylation repair. The record is from RefSeq and is a predicted model, not a curated record. Lineage: Eukaryota; Metazoa; Chordata; Mammalia; Carnivora; Ursidae.
CUCCUUAGAUUCAGAAUGGCUGUCUGUGCAUGCUCACUAGCUGUCUGGAAAAGCUUGGUCUCGUCACCUGCCUGCCUGCUGCAGAAUGGGGGUUUAUGGAAACUGAGGCUUCUUGAAGAGCUUGAAGAUACUUGGCUCCCUUAUCUGACCCCCAAGGAUGAUGAAUUCUAUCAGCAGUGGCAGCUGAAAUACCCGAAACUGAUUCUGCGCGAAGCGGGCAGCGUGCCCGAGGCCCUCCACAAAGAAGUGCAGGAAGCCUUCCUCACGCUGCACAAGCACGGCUGCUUCUUCCGGGACCUGGUUAGGAUCCAGGGCAAGGAUCUGCUCACACCGGUGUCGCGCAUCCUCAUCGGCAACCCGGGCUGCACGUACAAGUACCUCAACACCAGGCUCUUCACGGUGCCCUGGCCGGUGAAGGGCGCUAGUCCGAAGUACGACGAGGCUGGCGUGGCUGCCGCCUGCCAGACCUUCCUCAGGCUCAAUGACUACCUGCAGAUGGAGACCCUGCAGGCUCUGGAGGAGCUGGCUUGCAAGGAGAAAUCCAACAUCGAUGCCGUGCCGGUGUGUAUAGGUCCAGAUUUCCCCCGGGUCGGGAUGGGGUCCUUUGACGGACAAGACGAGCUGGACGUGAAGAGCAGAGCCGCCUACAACGUCACUUUGUUGAAUUUCAUGGAUCCCCAGAAAAUGCCGUACCUGAAAGAGGAGCCUUAUUUUGGCAUGGGGAAAAUGGCCGUGAGCUGGCAUCACGACGAAAAUCUGGUGGAACGGUCGGCCGUGGCUGUGUACAAUUAUAGCUGUGAAGGCCCAGAAGAAGAAAGUGAGGAUGACCCUCAGCUCGAAGGCAGAGACCCUGAUACUUGGCAUGUCGGGUUUAAGAUCUCGUGGGACAUAGAGACUCCUGGCUUGGCAAUACCCCUUCGCCAAGGAGACUGCUACUUCAUGCUUGAUGAUCUCAAUGCCACCCACCAACACUGUGUUUUGGCUGGUUUACCACCUCGGUUUAGUUCCACCCACCGAGUGGCAGAGUGCUCGACUGGAACCUUGGAUUAUAUCUUACAGCGCUGCCAGCUGGCUCUGCAGAAUGUCCGUAAUGAGGCAGACAAUGGUGAUAUUUCUUUGAAAUCCUUUGAGCCUGCAGUUCUGAAACAAGGAGAAGAAAUUCACAAUGAGGUCGAGUUCGAGUGGCUGAGACAGUAUUGGUUUCAAGGCAAUCGAUACAGAAAAUGCACUGAUUGGUGGUGUCAACCCAUGACCCAACUGGAAGACCUGUGGAAGAAGAUGGAAGGCGUGACAAAUGCUGUGCUCCAUGAAGCUAGAAGAGAGGCGGUCCCCGUGGAACAAAGGAAUGAAAUCUUGACUGCCAUCCUUGCCUCGCUCACUACCCGGCAGAACCUGAGGAGGGAGUGGCACGCCAGGUGCCAGUCCCGAAUUGCCCGAACCUUACCCGUGGAUCAGAAGCCGGAAUGUCGGCCAUAUUGGGAAAAGGAUGAUCCUUCGAUGCCUCUGCCCUUCGAUCUCACAGACAUCGUUUCGGAACUCAGAGGUCUGCUUCUGGAAGGAAAGCCCUAGAAGAGCACAAGGCUCAGGUGGAGGAGGAAAAGAUAUUUUCGGCUUCCUUCCUCCAUCCUUGUCGUGGGCUUGGGCAAGGGCAGUAUGGGUAGACUUGGCCUUUAGAUUAUAGAACCUGGGUCCCCUUAGAAAGAGUAGGGAAUGGAGCCCAUGAAUGUUAAAACGGUUAAAAAUGGCACAGUGUUACAAUCCGAUUUGGUACGAAACAAGAACCUGCCCCCAAAAUACUAUUCCCCGCUUGGAUUUUUCAUGGGAGCCGUUCAGCUCCCAAGGGCCAAGGUGACAGGGGUGGGCCUAGCCCAUGGCAGAGCACCACCCACUUUCCACCUUCCCAAGCCUUUGCAGAGACUCUAGAGUUGAAGCCUCUAAAGUCAUCCAGGGGAAGACAGAACCUAGACACCGCUCCCCCCAGUUUCUCACCACACCCUCCACAGGCUGUGCUGUCCAGUAUGGUAGCCCCUAGCGGGGUGUGGCUUCUUAAAUCCAGUUUCCAUUGUGAUUAAAAAUUCCAUUCCUCAGCUGCUUCAUAGUCACACGUGUCUGGUGACUCGUGUAUUGGGCAACACAGAUGCAGAACAUUUUCAUCGUUGUGGGGGAAGUCCUGUUGGGUAACGCUUCUAUUAGAAGUUGGAGAGCCGGAAAUUCUCUUCUCCACUUGUCUGUAGCCACCAUCCCUGUGGGCAAAAGGAAUGAAAAGAGAAACACAUCGUUGAAAAGUAGCCGCUGUCCCUUCUGUGAGCCAGGCCCAAAUAAAGGGCCGAGUUACGAGUUCUGUACUCUGCCCCCCAGGAAUGAGGAGCCGUUGGAAAUUAAAAUACACUUGACAUCUGUCGUUGGGAGGUUUCCCUGAGCUGAUGAAAGAGACACAGCCCUGUUUGCAUUGCUUCAUGGAUUUAGCCCGCACGUGCAUUUUUCUAGAAUUCUCCCAUCCAUACGUAGUGACAGGUGGGAUCGAGGCCCGAGGAGCCCCCGUGCCUCAUCCCGAUGACAUCCGUGCACCAGAGAAUCGUUGCAGCAGAGGUGAAAACCUGGGCUCUGGCUUUAGAGUGUCUGGAUCAGAGCAGGCACUGGCUCCGUGACUUCUGGCGUGUCACUGUGCCUCAGUUUCCUUAUCCGUAUGACAGGGAUACUGAAGGCACCAACUGACAAGGUGAAGAGUAAACAGAAUAACCUAGCUACAAGUGUAGGACAACUUCGGACAGGUAGUUAGAUACCCGGUAAAUAUCAGUAUCAUUCUGUAUCCUUAAGAUGACCGAUGUAGACGUCGUCCCCUCCUUCCUCUGCCCUCGUGCUGAUUUCAUCUCGUGAUGACAUUAUCACAUCUCUCCCUUUCUGGCUUGGCUCCUGCCCUGUGGUGACCCCGGAAAUCACCAGACUAGUUAGCCCCUCGCCCCAGCCCAUGGCCUUCUGGUUUACCGUAGCUUGGAAGCUGAGGAGCUCUUUUGCCCGUUGAGGGGGGCGCACGGAGAACCAGACUCUCUCUCCUGCCAUUAGAAUCUCCUGGGUUUAAGGUGGCGCUCACUUCCACGGAGCUAACCGCCCCAAGGCCGCGUGGCACAGAGCAGCCAGGGUUUCGUGGUCUGGAAGGUCGGUUCUCUCAGACCACGAAUGAAUUCCCUGAUGUCCUUGAGCCUCAUGGGGCUGUCGUAGAGGUGACCUGAACUCUGGGAGGUCAGGAGCAUGUGGCAUCCAGAAAUCACAGCGCGGGCGCCCAGGCCACGUGGCCUCUGUGGUUGUAUUUAGUACUCGUGCUGGUUCUGUGUCACAUUUCAUAGGUGCCAGUAUUUCAGAAUUGGGAGAGUUCAUAUAAAGUAAAAACGUGUGCGCUGUCUUUAGAAUUCGGAAUAUUUGGCAGCCCUCGGCCUCCGUCCUGGCAUGGCAACGAGCUAGGUAGCGUCUUCUCGCUCUCGGGCUGGACGUGAGCCCUCCAUGGCUCCUGGUGCUCCCCAUUAUCAUUUAUCAUCACCCUGACCCCUAGCGGUCAGCACUCUGGACCCGCUUGCUCGCACCCCUGCAGUAGAAUAGGGAAUCAUAUCUCGUGCCCUCCCCGGUGUGUGUGUAUUACUCUUGAGCUCUGUUUGUGGACACUUGUAGUACUGUGUCUCGUACGUCAUGAAACAUUCAUAAACAAUAAAAAUAUUAAAAGAAGAAAA